Molecule: messenger RNA, 2429 nt
Organism: Symphalangus syndactylus (siamang)
Lineage: Eukaryota; Metazoa; Chordata; Mammalia; Primates; Hylobatidae
Gene: CYP39A1
Product: cytochrome P450 family 39 subfamily A member 1
Biological process (GO): cholesterol homeostasis; bile acid biosynthetic process
Molecular function (GO): oxysterol 7-alpha-hydroxylase activity; iron ion binding; heme binding
Source: RefSeq, a predicted model, not a curated record
GUAGUCCGCCGGGCUCCGCGACGUCUCUGAUUGGCCGGCCGCGGGGCCUGCUGCGGCUCCGCCCCUGGUCUCCACGGCAACGCGGCGGGUUCUCGCCCGUCAGUCCUAGCCUGGCUCUGCCCCUCCCUGGAUUUUUUCCGCGCUGGCUGAGAUUCAAAGAGAAGUGGAGGUGGGAGGGAGCGGCAAUGCAAAAAUCACCUAAAAAUUGGGACAGAGGAAGGAGGCUACAGUUACGAAGGACAGCUGCAAAAGUUGCAGCAGAAAGGUUGGGAGUCCCGACAGGUUCCGUAACCCACAGAAAAGAAGCAAGGGACGGCAGGACUGUUUCACACUUUUCUGCUUCUGGAAGGUGCUAGACAAAAACAUGGAACUAAUUUCCCCAACAGUGAUUAUAAUCCUGGGUUGCCUUGCUGUGUUCUUACUUCUUCAGCGGAAGAAUUUGCGUAGACCCCCGUGCAUCAAGGGCUGGAUUCCUUGGAUUGGAGUUGGAUUUGAGUUUGGGAAAGCCCCUCUAGAAUUUAUAGAGAAAGCGAGAAUCAAGUGUGGACCAAUAUUUACAGUCUUUGCCAUGGGAAACCGAAUGACCUUUGUUACUGAAGAAGAAGGAAUUAAUGUGUUUCUAAAAUCCAAAAAAGUAGAUUUUGAACUAGCAGUGCAAAAUAUCGUUUAUCGUACAGCAUCAAUUCCAAAGAAUGUCUUUUUAGCACUGCAUGAAAAACUCUAUAUUAUGUUGAAAGGGAAAAUGGGGACUGUCAAUCUCCAUCAAUUUACCGGGCAACUGACUGAAGAAUUAAAUGAACAGCUGGAGAAUUUAGGCACUCAUGGGACAAUGGACCUGAACAACUUAGUAAGACAUCUCCUUUAUCCAGUCACAGUGAAUAUGCUCUUUAAUAAAAGUUUGUUUCCCACAAACAAGAAGAAAAUCAAGGAGUUCCAUCAGUAUUUUCAAGCUUAUGAUGAAGAUUUUGAGUAUGGGUCCCAGUUGCCAGAGUGUCUUCUAAGAAACUGGUCAAAAUCCAAAAAAUGGUUCCUGGAACUGUUUGAGAAAAACAUUCCAGAUAUAAAAGCAUGUAAAUCUGCAAAAGAUAAUUCCAUGACAUUAUUGCAAGCUACGCUGGAUAUUGUAGAGACAGAAACAAGUAAGGAAAACUCACCCAAUUAUGGGCUCUUACUGCUUUGGGCUUCUCUGUCUAAUGCCGUUCCUGUUGCAUUUUGGACACUUGCAUACGUCCUUUCUCAUCCUGAUAUCCACAAGGCCAUUAUGGAAAGCAUAUCUUCUGUGUUUGGCAAAGCAGGCAAAGAUAAGAUUAAAGUGUCUGAGGAUGACCUGGAGAAACUCCUUCUAAUUAAAUGGUGUGUUUUGGAAACCACUCGUUUAAAAGCUCCCGGUGUCAUUACUAGAAAAGUGGUGAAGCCUGUUGAAAUUUUGAAUUACAUCAUUCCUUCUGGUGACUUGUUGAUGUUGUCUCCAUUUUGGCUGCAUAGAAAUCCAAAGUAUUUUCCUGAGCCUGAAUUGUUCAAACCUGAACGUUGGAAAAAGGCAAAUUUAGAGAAGCACUCUUUCUUGGACUGCUUCAUGGCAUUUGGAAGCGGGAAGUUCCAGUGUCCUGCAAGGUGGUUUGCUCUGUUAGAGGUUCAGAUGUGUAUUAUUUUAAUACUUUAUAAAUAUGACUGCAGUCUUCUGGACCCAUUACCCAAACAGAGUUAUCUCCAUUUGGUGGGUGUCCCCCAGCCGGAAGGGCAAUGCCGAAUUGAAUAUAAACAAAGAAUAUGACAUCUGUUGGGCCUCACAAGGGCCAGGGCCUUCUGGAGGAGUGGCACCACCUCACCUGGCAGCACCUAGACCUGAGCCCUACAAAAACACACUGCUUCACUUUGUUUUAGGACUUAGUUCAAGAACACAUUCAAAUGGUGCAUGUGUUUGGUAUCUUCAACAGUAGACCAAGCAUCUAACAUCACUCUCAGUAAUAUAGAGACCAGAAUACAUGGUUUAUAGGAAAUGACCAAAUGAUCCAAAAAACCCACAUUUUUUGAGAAGUUGGAAUUUGAUUUCAUGCAUAACUGUAUUAAAACAUUAAAUAGAAAUAAUGUCAUUUGAAUGAAAAUCUUAUCACAUUAAAUUCACUGUGAAGGCAGCAUACUUAAAUUUCUAUUUUGAAAAGUCUAAAAGGCUUAGAUUUUUAAAAUUUAAUAAUUAUUUCUAUAAAUUUUCUAUUUUCUUAAGGUGAUUCUCAACUAGCAGUUGGAACUCCUAGGCUCUAUUAACAUAAUUCUUUAUUGUAAACGUAUCUAAUGCUAAAAGUAAUAAAAUGAUAGUUUUCUGAGACCUAUGAGGACAGGAAUGGUGUCUUACAUUCAUUUCUACACUUUGUUAUGCUCAGGAUUGCACCUUCUUUACAGAGUAUAUUCAAUAAAUGUAUGUUGAUUGA